AUGACAAUGUUGUUGACUGAGUGGAAACCAAAUUUCAACUUGAAGAAGGAUAUGCUUCGAACUAUCCCGAUUUUGGUCAAAUUACCUCAAUUACCAUUAUACCUAUGGGGAGCCAAAAGCUUAAGUAAGAUUGAUAGCGCAUUGGGCACACCAUUGAUGACAAAUGAAUGCAUGAAAAACAGGUAUCGUAUCUCUUAUGCUAGAAUAUUAGUCGAUAUCAAUAUUACACAAGAGAUGCUAAAGGAAAUUACCAUCAGAGAUAUAGAAGGUGAGAAGAUGCAACAAACUGUUGAAUCCGAAUGGCGUCUAUCGUAUUGUACAAAAUGUCACAAAAUUGGCCAUCAGUGUGAAGGAAAAAUACAAAGGCAAAUUACCAAGAAAUGCAUACCUAAGGAGAAUACUACACAACAUGAGAUACAUAAAACAAUAUGCAUUCCUGAGAUCACAAUUCAGCAGGACAACAUAACAAAUCCACCAGCACACCAAUCUCCUAGAAGGAACACAAUGAUAGUGAACCAUGACUGA
Messenger RNA from Vicia villosa (hairy vetch), 525 nucleotides. RefSeq lists its product as uncharacterized. NCBI's taxonomy places the organism in Eukaryota, Viridiplantae, Streptophyta, Magnoliopsida, Fabales, Fabaceae. The record is from RefSeq and is a predicted model, not a curated record. The transcript has a single exon. The coding region runs from base 1 to 525 and encodes 174 amino acids.